This is a messenger RNA of Lacerta agilis (Sand lizard), 1016 nucleotides long. RefSeq names its product pre T cell antigen receptor alpha (gene PTCRA). The coding region runs from base 447 to 1016 and encodes 189 amino acids. The transcript is spliced from 4 exons. The record is from RefSeq and is a predicted model, not a curated record. NCBI's taxonomy places the organism in Eukaryota, Metazoa, Chordata, Lepidosauria, Squamata, Lacertidae.
CUGCUCUGUACAAGUUUCUCUUAUUGCAUAAUUAUUUUUUCAGUUUCUCCCUAUUUCACAUAAUCAUGGAUUGUUCUAUGGGAUACCAAUAUGAUACAUGCAUAAUCUGUGAUGCGGGUAAAUAGUAGGACGAUUUAAUCAGGAAAAGGACAGGUGUAAAAUAUGUCUCUCAAAUAAAUGUGCAAGCUUUCGGAGUGCCACAGGACGCUGCAAUUGUUAUGUCAAGUUCUGGUGGUACUCACAUAAGCCAGUCACACAGCUAAAAUAAUCAAAAAGCGUGCUUAGAAAAAUCACACCAAAACACCUCCAUUGUUUACUAGGGAGCAGCUGUGCAACCGUUAGCUGCGGGGAAAGGAGUACUGAGGUCAGAGAGGAAGAGAGGUGGGUUGAGCACAUUGCCUGCUAGUCUAGCGCACUCUGUUUGUGUAGCUGCUCAUCCUCACAAGAUGUCAACAGCUCUCUAUGUUACGUUCCAGCACCUCCUGACCAGUGUAGCACUCCAGCUUCUGACCUCAGGUAGCUUAUCUUGGAGCUUAAACCCAACACUGGCACCGCCACUCCAUGUGAUAGUAAAUGGCGAAAGGAAGACCCUGGUAAUUUGUCUGGUGAACGAUCUCUCUGAGGACGCAUUGGGGGCCGUUCGGUUUUCCAACGGAAAUGGGAGCAUGCUGGAGUCUUUCACCUAUGGGAUUUCUAGGGAAGACGAUGGAACUUUCAGCAGCAUCUCUCAACUCUCCAUCAGCACCAAAGAAUUUGGAUCAUGGAGUACAGUCGCUUGCUACGUCGCACCAAACGAAACUUCAACGACAUGGAGCACCACCUCCCUUCAACUCUCAGAAGAAAAUAUGGGAGAUCUCUGCCUGAGUGAAGAGGAAGAAGCCCAAGAAGAGUCAUUGUUCAUUGAAGAUCUGCAUAGCCGCUCACAGAUCUUACUUCUCCUGGCUAUCAGAAUUUUGCUCUUCAAGUUGCUCCUGUUUGACGUGUUGAUGACCUGCGGCAUUGUUUACAAGAGGUAA